This is a messenger RNA of Labeo rohita (rohu), 2692 nucleotides long. It is a transcript of the gene tuft1a, whose product is annotated as tuftelin 1a. Lineage: Eukaryota; Metazoa; Chordata; Actinopteri; Cypriniformes; Cyprinidae. Bases 154 to 1305 code for a protein of 383 amino acids. The transcript has 12 exons. The record is from RefSeq and is a predicted model, not a curated record. Gene Ontology annotation, biological process: intracellular signal transduction. Gene Ontology annotation, cellular component: intracellular anatomical structure.
UCCGAGGCUAUUUAUUAUUCAGCGUGACUGACGAUAUCAGAACACAACAAAACACAACAGAGACGAGUUCGCGCCCGCAGUGGGAUAUUCAACUUCUACUCUUAUCUGACUGUAUUUACUGAAGUCUUUUGAGAUUAGAUACAUUACGCUAAAAUGAAUCGAAUGGGGAGUAUGUGCACAUUUGAUGAAAUCAGAUGGGAUGACAAAAUGAACGGGCACAGGACGCUCAGAUUGACUCUCCACGAGCAGAACCAGCACCAGACGCCCACCACAGAUAAGCCAAUUGGCAGAGCUUUUGCUUUGGUACAACCAACUUAUGAGAGACAGCCAUUGAAGUCUGAUCUGGUCAAGCAGUCUGAGGACCAAGGGGAAGUCAUUAAGGUAUAUCUGGAAGACCGCAAAGAAGCACAAGCCAGACACCAACAGAGUCUAAAGAUGCUCUCAGAGGAAGUUACACAAAUACAGGAGGUGAGAUACUGUCUUAAAAACCUCAGAGAGCAGAUGGCAGCUAAAAGUCACAGGACAGAACAUAAGCUGGUGUUAUCUGGCCUCAAACGAGUUAAUGGCACUCAUUCAACACUAACACAGGCCAUAAAUGGUUUAGAGAGACAGGAUAGUAUGGAUGAGCAGGAAAAAGAGAAGAUGAGGGAAGCCAGUAAGCGUCUGUAUUCUCAACUCCAAGAGGCUGAGAAGAAACACCAAGAGGAGAGAGAAAAACUGCUGGCAGAGGCACAGCAGUAUAAGAAGCAGUUAUCUGAGCAGAGUGAGUAUUUAAGAAAGGUUCAGCAAAGCAAAGAGCAACAGGACCAGCAGAUCGAGGACCUGCGACGUCUAAUGGGCGGCAUGGAGCAGGAGAGCUCCACCCUCAGAGAGCAACUCAUGACCAAAGAAGCCGAACUCCUGCAGUUGCGUGAACUGAGGGAGGAGGCCCCUGCAGGAAGGGAGAGGUUGGAAGAGCUGGAAAAGGAAAAUGCCAUUCUGAAAGAGAAGAUUCAUCACUUGGAUGACAUGCUCAAGAGUCAACAGAGAAAACUACGGCAAAUGAUUGAACAGCUUCAGAACUCACGCAUGGUGAUUCAAGAGAGAGAUAGAGUGAUCAGAGAGCUGGAGGAGAAAGUGGCCAUGCUGGAGGCAGAGAACAAACAGAUGCGUGAUCAGAUGGAUUACUACUUGGGGAGUCAAAGGUCAAAUUCCUACCUGCCAUUAGACACCAAUGCACAGAUCGUCUACAGCAAACCUCUGAGACCAUCCACCCAGACCAACAAGAGCCUGCCUUUCAUCAAAGUCAUUGAAAUUAAAUCAUGAACACUACCACAGCAACAUCACAACUAUGCUAUGACAACCGCAACAUUGUCCCAUACACAGUGCAGGAGAAUUCUAGCAACAUAACCAUCACAGACCUUCAACAAAUGACAUACGAUUGCUUUAAUGUCUAAAGGCCUUUUCUGCAAGAAUACUUCUAACCAUUAUUACGUACUCAAACUAUAAAGUAUCAAUGUAGAUUUGACAGAACAGCAACUGUUAAAGUGAACAUACCCAUUUACAUGAAGACAAGUGAAGAAAACAAAUGAAGAACUCAUUGUGACAAUUCUGAAGGGGUUCUAGAUGGAUUCUGGAGGUAUUUUGGUAUUUAUUUGAGGCUGGCCCUCUGAAGACGAUGUCUUUCACUCCAAAUUAAAAGACAGACAGAUUGUAUUGCUAAAAACCCUCACUGAGCUCUCGUUAUCUCUCAUAAUCUCCUUUGGUAUUAGCUCAGCUAAACUUUAGUGGGUUUCUGAGUUCGCAGAAGUCACAGGUGAAAAUCUGUGAGACUCUGGAUGGGAAGAACAUUUUUGUUUUAUUUUUUGCUUCAUUUUAUUUUAUUUUGAAAGACAGGGGUAUGUGAAUUAAAGAUGGAUGAAGGAUUUUCUUUUUUAAUUGUAAUAAUUUGUAAAGGCAGGAAAUGUGUUCUGUGGUACUGUUAUGGCUAUUGAGAUUUUUGUUAUCAUUCAGCCCCCAUUUCAGAGAGUCUGGAGUCUAAUAAUGCUGAUAACCGACGGUCCUGAAAGAACUGAAGGGGAGACAGUGGGUCAAGUUCAUUUUGAAACAAAAACUGCAACAAAUAUUUAUUCCAUCUAUAUGCCAAAGAGACACAGCAGGGAGAAUCUUAUGACUCACCUUCUAUGAAAAACAAAAAAACAAAGACGCUUUGUGAGUGUUUCAUAAGUUUGAAAGAAUGUAUCACUUGUCCUCCACUGAGCCAGACCAGUUUGGGCCAGUAGGGCACAGCUUGACCUCUGUUAACCAGUCCAGCCAGCCGCUGCUGUACAGUCUACACUUUCUCAGUUAGCCAUUUACAACAUUUAAUAGGCUGAUUUUAUAACACCUAGUUAGAGAAGUGAUCUGACCACCUCAAAGUAAUGUCACGUGAACCAUUAAUAAUACCACAACAGAUUAUUUAUGCUCCAUUAAUUUAAAUCUGGACAGGGUUGUUUUGAAAAACGCUUUUCAUAACCAUGUUUAUCCACCUUCACAUUUGUAGAUAGUGUGUAUAUUUUCUCUGCGUGAACUUUAACCUUUUGUGAAUUUCUUCGGCUUUAUAUUAGCAUGUAACAUCUUUUGUUAUUUUUUAAAUAAUAUUUUUGUAGUAAAAACGAGUGGUUUGCAAUUCUUGAUUUUAAUGGCAUAAAACUAAAUAAAUUAGUUUCAUGAA